CUACCACGAAGUCAAAUGACUAGAUCAAUUCUAUGACUUACGAAGAGUCGGAGAAGAAUGUAGAUGGACCUGGUUCCUGUAUUAAAAAGGAAGAUUCUUCGAAUUUCAAAUUACGCGUUCAUCUACGUGAACCCGAGCUUAUAGUCACCCAUGCUGGGCAUGUCGUGGAAGAACCGAAAUACGAAAAAUUAGAAGAUUUUUUGAAGUCAUAUGUAUCAUUAGAAGAUGGUGAUUAUGAUAUUCAAUCUGCUGAAGAAAAAAUAAAAGGUGAAGUGGAUCUUCGACGUCGAAUUGAGGAAUUCCGAAGAAAGGGAUACUUCAGUGCUGAGGCUCCUGUAGAAUUAAAAAAGGGACCAGGUUCCAUGAAACCUCCUGUAUCAUACAGGGAUAAUUUUUUAUCUCAUAUUCAUGGCUUAGCCCGUUAUAUGCAUAAUGAGAGAAAAGUACGAGCGUCUCGGGCUCGUAAGGUGUCCGGUAUGAUUUUAGGGCAUUUUAAGCGUCUUUCUGGAGCGGAUGAAAGAAAAGCCAAAGAAGAAGACAAGAGGAUUCGUCUUUUGGCUAAGAGAACUGCUUGGGAGAUACGUAAAAAAUGGAAAGUAAUAGAAAGAGAAGUUCGGCGAAGACGAACAGAGCGUGCUGAAGAAGCGCAUCGUUUAGCUGGAAAAGAACAUCUAGCUAAUAUUUUAAAGCAUUCUACGGACUUGCUAGAAGCUAGGAUUGAACGACAAACCGGUCCUCCCCCUACCAAGCAGGAAAAGUUAAAGGAGAAACCUCCGAAAAAUGAUUUGAACUAUUUAAGAGAUACUCCAGAUGACUCGUUGUCUGUGGAAGAGCUGAAGCUUAAGUAUAGUAAUCUUGAGGUCAUUAAUACUCUCGGUGAAAAUGCUGAUAUUGAAGAAUCUGAUGAGGGUCAGCUAGAUUCCGAAAACGAAUUACCUGAAGAAGCCUCUGAAGAUGAGGAAACCAAAGAGAAGCCAAAGACUUUAUCAGAACCUAUUGAAAGCAUUGAGAAGCAGCCGACUAAAACUAGCAGAAUUACUCGUUCUUCAGCUAGAAAGUUGGCUUCACAAAAUGGCACAAAGGAAGAACUUAAUGGUGAACAUAAUGAUAAUUUAUCUCGUUACUCACAAGAACGGGGUAUUUCCUAUAAUGGAAAAUCACUUGUUAAAAACGAGGAAGAAGAAUCUGAGAACGAGUACACUUUAUCUUCUUUAUUUGAUGAUUCCGUUCAGUCAAAAAAGCGUUCUCAUGAAGUCGAAGAACAAACCUCUAGGAAACGGCAACAAGUUGAAAAUGAAGUAGUCGAGGACUUUGACAAGAAUAAAGUCUCUACUAUUACAGCGAAUAAAGUUGAUGUUCCGUUUCUUUUUCGCGGUUACCUACGUGAAUACCAACAAUUUGGAUUGGAAUGGUUGACUGCACUUCAUGACAGCAAUACAAAUGGUAUAUUGGCUGACGAAAUGGGAUUAGGUAAAACAAUUCAAACAAUUGCUCUGCUUGCCCACUUGGCCUGUGAAAAAGAAAAUUGGGGUCCACAUCUAAUUGUUGUACCUACUAGCGUUAUGUUGAAUUGGGAAAUGGAAUUUAAAAAAUUUCUUCCUGGAUUUAAAAUACUAACGUAUUAUGGUAAUCCUCAAGAGAGAAAAGAAAAACGUACAGGAUGGUACAAACCAGAUACAUGGCACGUUUGCAUUACCUCUUACCAACUUGUUCUGCAAGAUCAUCAGCCUUUCAGACGAAAGAAAUGGCAGUAUAUGAUCCUAGAUGAAGCCCAUAACAUUAAAAAUUUUCGAUCACAACGUUGGCAGUCAUUACUGAACUUUAAUGCAGAGCAUCGCUUGCUCUUGACAGGUACUCCCUUACAGAAUAAUUUGGUUGAAUUAUGGUCCCUUUUGUACUUUUUAAUGCCUGCUGGUGUUACGGAUGCUAACUCUGGGUUUGCUAAUCUCAAAGAUUUCCAAGACUGGUUCUCAAAACCCAUGGACCGACUUAUUGAGGAGGGAAGUGAAAUGGAUGAGGAAGCCAUGACUACCGUUGCAAAGUUGCAUAGAGUUUUGCGACCAUACCUUCUUCGUCGUCUGAAAACGGAGGUGGAAAAGCAGAUGCCAGGAAAGUAUGAACACGUUGUCUAUUGUCAGCUCUCAAAAAGACAAAGAUUUCUGUAUGAUGACUUUAUUAACCGUGCACGUACACGAGAGAUUCUAGCAUCUGGAAAUUUCAUGAGCAUUAUUAACUGUUUGAUGCAACUUCGUAAAGUAUGCAACCAUCCUAAUUUGCACGAAGAACGUCCAAUUGUUACUUCAUUUGCUCAGCGUCGGUCUGCGAUUGCUGAUAUGGAAACCAAAGAUUUAUUAAUUCGUAAAAGACUGUUAGAAGACGAGCCAAUGAGAAAGCUGGAUCUUUCGACAUUGCGACUUGUCUGUACAGAUUCCGAAUCUUUUGAUGCUGUUACGUCGAAUGAGUUAGAGGCGCUGUGCGCGUCUGACGGAUUCGACAAAAGGUGUACAUUAUUGGAAAUGGAAAUAGAUCAGCAACUGUCUCCCAAUCACAUUAAUAAGGCGGGAUUUGGAUUAUAUUUCCAGAACAAAAAGUAUGAACGCGAACUUGAGAAAAUGCGCCAUCAAAAAUAUCUUAAUGAGCAGAAAUGCGCUCGUAAACCAAUUUUCGGGAGUAACCUCAUACGAAUGGUGAGAGAGUUGCCGAGGAAUUGUCGUGCUAUCGAUUAUACUCUUACUUCGCAAAUGGAUUCUAUGUACAACCUGAACACAACUUCAGCGUUACGUGAUUCUGUUUUAAGCGUAGAAGAGCGCGCUGAUAGUAUGAAGGAGGUCCUUCAGAAUUUUGCUUGCAUCACUCCUCAAGCGGUUGUCGUAGAUUUACCUGAGCUGUUUACUGGUCCUAUUAAAUACAACGUGACGCCUAAAAUGAUGCAAGACAAUUGGCCUUGGCAUCAAGCUGCAACGAGACUAGCUAUUGCAUUUCCUGAUCGUCGGUUAUUGCAGUAUGAUUGUGGCAAGCUACAAGUCCUUGACAAAUUGUUGAGAGGAUUAAUCUCGAAUGGCCAUCGUGCACUAAUCUUUACGCAAAUGACCAAGGUGUUGGACAUUUUGGAACAAUUUCUAAAUAUACAUGGACAUAGGUAUUUGCGCUUAGAUGGUGCUACAAAGAUUGAACAAAGGCAGAUAUUAACUGAAAGAUUCAACAAUGAUGAUAAGAUUCCAGUAUUUAUUUUGUCUACAAGAAGUGGUGGAUUGGGUAUAAAUCUGACUGGUGCUGAUACGGUCAUUUUUUACGAUUCAGAUUGGAAUCCGCAAUUGGAUGCUCAGGCUCAGGACCGAUCUCACAGGAUCGGACAAACAAGAGAUGUUCAUAUUUAUCGUCUUAUUAGUGAAUAUACAGUCGAAUCUAACAUGCUACGAAGAGCGAAUCAGAAACGGAUGCUGGAUAAAAUUGUCAUUCAAGGAGGUGAGUUUACCACUGAAUGGUUCCGAAAAGCGGAUGUUUUAGAUUUGUUUGAUUUAGAUGAAAGGUAUCUGGAAGAGGCUGAAGCUGAAGCACCGAAUAAAGCGGAUGAAGAAAAUUGGGAGGAUGCUUUGGCAGCUGCUGAAGAUGAGGAAGAUGUGAAAGCGGCUCAAGUUGCUCGGAAAGAAUCGGCACUUGAAAGAAAUGAGUUUAGCGAUAUUCCUACACCGCAAGUUUCUUCUGCGAGAGAAAGUACUUCCUCUCCUUCAAGUAUGACACCUAUUUACGAUAAAGAAAUAGAGGAGGAAGAAGAACAGCAAUCCAAUUUUGACGAAACAGGAUUGGAAAAUGAAGAAGAACUGGAACAAGAAACUAUCGAUGAUACUCUCGGGCACAUUGAUGAGUAUAUGAUUGGAUUUUUGGAACGAGAAGGCACGAGUGAUGAAUGGUAAGCGUUAAUUUCGGAAUAAAAGUCAAAAAGAAAAAAAAGAUUAUUUCUGGUAAAUAAUCUAUGUUAUGAUGAUAUGUAAACAUUAAUAAAAUGGAUGUUUCCCAUCCAUCUUUUAACCAAUCUUCGUUUUCUGCCAAAACUGCUUUUAUUGAAGAUGAUCCCGCUGCUUUUGUAGAUCCUAAUACAAAAGAGUUCAGUUGCUCCGUUUAUUCAGCUGGAUUGCUUGGAGCCUUAUUCUAAGGACUUUUAGGUAAGAUCCAAUGUGCAAAUUAAUAAUCUUUUACGAUGAAUCCUAAAAGAGCUUUUCUGAAGAUGACGACGUCGUAAGUGAACAGUUAACUACAAUGUGUGACCUAACAUGGUCAAACGAACGAACCAAAUCUCCCUUUUUGUUCGAUUCCUGAAGGAUUUACUUUAAAUUUACGGAGUAUCGAAAACAUAUACUUUAUUGGAUGUGUUAAAGAUGAGGUGAUGCUUUCUCAGAAGCAUCUUCAAAUUUGCGCCCAUUACGGAGUCAAUGUUUGUUUCAUACGGAUCCUGGACUAUUUCCCGAAGGUGUCACUUUGUUAGAGAUGAUGAAUCUCAUUGAUUUCGUAAGUACACUGGUGAUGAAAAGGUUAAUUUACCUCUCAAUGGCACCUUUUAUUGAGGAGGAAUUGUAGCAGAUGAGAUGGGAUUGGGAACAACUGUUGAAAUGCUAGGGAUUCCUAUAAUCUUGAAAGAUCGACCGAAACAUUUCCGUACUCUGAUAGUCUUACUAUAACUACAGACAAUUCUGGUAGUAGUACCUGUGUCUUUAUUGGAUCAAUGGCAAUCCGAAGCAUUGAAAGCUUCAGGUUCAAAUCACUUUAAACCCCUAGUGUACAAUGGUUCGAUGGUUAGAGACCGCUGUAAAUUUACGAUUCCUUACUGAUACUAACAUGUUUCCUGGUUUGGUUAUAACUAGCUACGGCGUUAUACACCCAGAGCCUGCUUAAGAUAGUGCCGAAACUUUUGAAUUAUUUUCUGUUCACUGCUAUCAAGUGACUCUGAACGAAGGUUGCUCUAUAAAGAAUCGCAGCAGUAAAGCCCCUAAGGCCUGUGAUGUAAUAUCAACUCAGAAUUGAUGGAUAAUUACAGGAACGCCAAUCGUUGAUUUGUACAGUUUGACAAAAACUUUUACAAAUAGAACAUUGGUGCAAAUACAAUUACAUGGCAUACAUUCGCUACUGUACCCUAUGAGGCAAAUGUAAUUUUGAAAGCUUGAAACGUUGUGCAGUUUUUUUUUCGAACCACUCGGUUUAAGAAGAACAAAUUUCGGAAGCAGAACGACGAAUAUGUGAUUCCUUAUACGUUAAAGCAAAAAGUCGAGUGCAUGAAAGUAUCGCUGCAGGAGCUUUAUUAAAAUAUUUUACUGCAAUUUUAGGCUUACUUUUACAGCUUUGACAAGCUUGUGUUCCUUUACUUCUGUCCAAAACAAUGAAAAAAAAAAUGGAACUGGAAAUUAAUUCUAAUGAACUUCAUAGCUUAAUUUGGAGGUUUUCGUCGCAGAAAAACCAAUCCCGGCUAUAUUACAGAAAUAUCAGACAAAGAUGCACUAGAUGCUCUUGUUUCAGAAUGUGCUGUUCGAAACCAACUGAAAAUUCUGUGUUAAAAUGCAAACACGUUUGCUUUCGGGAAUGCCUGAAAGGUCACAAAAGGUUAUCAAAAGAAGAGAAAUUUAUCCUCCACUUUGUUAUACUUGUCGUCAGCCUUAUGAACUGGACGAUGUUUAUGAGCCUCGAGAAGUUAGGUCAACAGUUUAACAAUGAAAAUAAAAGCUUACAAUGGAAUUAUUGGGACCGAUAUCUGUGUCAAAGUAUUAGUAUUUUCAGAAUAUAUUCAGGAAGUUCUAAAUAAUCCUUCGCCCGAUAACUUUUCUCAGUUUACUGGUUUUCUCGAUUACAUAGAAGUUUUUGAAACUCUAAGAAUCAAGUAUUCUCUUUGAUGGCAGGAUGUCUCAUGAACAAAGACCUAUGUCGUUAGAACAAUAUCGGAAUGAUCCGACAAAUACUAGUCUCAACAUAUCCAUCAAAGCUGUUAGCUUGGCUUGAACUUAACCUGUGCCAAAUAUACGCUAAUGAUGGAACCUUGGCGUGGAGCUGGUCAGUAAAUUCUCAGGCUAUUGAUCGUGUUUAUCGUCUAGGUCAAGAAGAACAGGUUAUAGUAAAUCGUUUUAUCAUACGAGAUAGAUAAGAGGAAAGAAGAAUGCUGAAAGUUUAUGCAGACACUUGGAAUGUCCAAGGAGGAACAAUAGGUUCAGUCUUUGGGAAAUAUACAAACUUUGUUUACUUAAUAAGCGAGGGCUGAAAAUGUGUACAUUAUUUAAUAAAAUUUAAGGGAAUGGCUUUUAAGAUUUUUGAGAGAAAUAAAUGUUAUAAUAGCAUGAACACUUAUUUUUUUUUUUUUUUAAAAAAAAAAGGAAUUAGUAUAAGCUAUACAUACUUAGUCUAAGCAGUUGGAAACCUUUGAAGCUUCUCGUCAGCAGGCAACUCCAUCUCAGAAUCGUCUUUGUACAAUGGCAAAGGCUUUUGCAAUUUUUCUGAGAUUUCUGCUUUAUCAUCUUUCAACACUCUGCUAUUAUAUGCAUUUAAGGUAAAGGCAAAAAGAUAGAAGUACAUAACACCAACACAAGUUUUUAUGACUUCGGAUUUUACAUUAAAAGUUGGUGCGCUUUGUACGUGGAGUAUCACACUCACAAGGAUUGCGAGCAAAAGAAGAGGAAGGAAUUUCUUAGAUUUGAUGUAUUUAUCAUCAAAAUCGUGUCCUAAUUUGAGGCGCAUUCUGCAAACGUGAAAGACUCUGAUUACUAAAAUUGAGGGAAGAUAGCCAUAAUUAAAUAGCAUCCAUGUCAAUUGUAAAGGCUUCGCUUUAGGAGACUCGGUCAAAAGUAAAAUAGGAAAAAUCAUAGGUGCUAUUACAAUAAAGAGCGAUUGAACAAAACCUAGUAGAAUGAUCAAAAACACCAGCUUUUUGGAACUACGUCGAUAAUAACCCAAACCGAGUGAAAGAGCCAAUAUUAAUGAAUUAAAUAAAGGGCGUUCGACGCCGUCACCAAACAAAUAAGAGAAUGCGGGAAAUAUAAAGGAAAAUAGUUUUCCUGGAACACCAAUGUUCCCGUUGGAGAAGAAGGUUCGUUUUAUAGGAUGGUUCAAUAAAAAUGCAGCGUACCAAACA
Schizosaccharomyces cryophilus OY26 is the source of this 7108-nucleotide messenger RNA. Its product is annotated as SNF2 family helicase Swr1. The record is from RefSeq and is a predicted model, not a curated record. Lineage: Eukaryota; Fungi; Ascomycota; Schizosaccharomycetes; Schizosaccharomycetales; Schizosaccharomycetaceae. Gene Ontology annotation, molecular function: histone binding; ATP hydrolysis activity; ATP-dependent chromatin remodeler activity. The coding region runs from base 33 to 3914 and encodes 1293 amino acids. The transcript has a single exon. Gene Ontology annotation, cellular component: Swr1 complex.